UAAAUUAAUUAAUUUUAUAAAUGACAUAAAUACCACAAACGACAUUCUUCUCUUCUUCUUCUUCAUCUCUUCGUCCACUCAAAGAGAAAACAACAAAAGCUUGGAACAACACUCCACUCUUACUCUUACUCUUACCCUUUCUGCGGGAGUUGCUAGUCUCAAUCGGAAACCACUCUUCUCUUCUAAUCUGUUGCAAAGAGGAGCUGCCACCCUUAAAGAAACAACACUAAAAAAGGCUUUCUUUUUAGGCUCUCUUCUCAAUAAUGGCAUGUGCCACCUUCAAUCUCGGCGGAGCUGCCACCCUCAGACUCAAAAACUCUUUUUUUCAAGCUCCACUCCGUUCAAUCUCCUCCCUCUCUUGUCGGACAUCUCCAAACUCUCUUCACUCCAACAACUUCAACUGCUUUACUCUUAAAUCCCACUGCUCCUUUUCUGUCAAAGCCAAGAUAACCUCAACAACAACCCCUUCUCAAGCUGAGAGAGUUGUGGUUUUGGUGAUUGGUGGAGGAGGAAGGGAACACGCGCUUUGCCACGCGUUGAAGCGGUCACCUUCAUGCGACACUGUUUUCUGUGCUCCUGGCAAUGCAGGGAUUUCCAACUCUGAUGAUGCCACUUGUAUUUCCGACCUUGAUAUCUCUGAUAGCUCGGCUGUGGUCUCAUUCUGCCAAAAGUGGAAUGUGGGACUUGUUGUGGUUGGACCUGAGGCUCCUCUAGUUGCUGGGUUAGUUAAUGAUCUGGGCAUGGCUGGAAUCCCAGCUUUUGGACCCACAAAGGAGGCUGCUGCUUUGGAGGGCUCUAAGAAUUUCAUGAAGUCUUUGUGUGAUAAGUAUGGCAUUCCCACUGCUAAGUAUCAAACAUUCACCGACCCAUCUGCUGCUAAGCAAUACAUAAAAGAGCAAGGUGCACCGAUAGUUAUCAAAGCGGACGGGCUAGCUGCAGGAAAGGGAGUUACCGUAGCCAUGACACUCGAAGAGGCAUACGAAGCUGUGGAUUCAAUGCUUGUAGAUGCGGUUUUCGGGUCAGCUGGUUGUCGUGUGAUUGUUGAGGAGUAUCUAGAAGGAGAAGAGGCAUCUUUCUUUGCUUUGGUAGAUGGAGAGAAUGCUAUCGCAUUGGAAUCUGCUCAGGACCAUAAACGAGUUGGAGAUGGUGAUACAGGGCCCAAUACUGGCGGUAUGGGGGCUUACUCACCGGCCCCUGUACUAACAAAAGAACUCGAGGAUGUCGUGAUGAAGUCUAUAAUUCUCCCCACUGUGAAAGGGAUGGCAGCUGAAGGUUGUAAGUUUGUUGGGGUAUUAUAUGCUGGUCUCAUGAUUGAGAAGAAAUCUGGCUUACCAAAACUAAUUGAAUACAAUGUUCGGUUUGGAGAUCCCGAGUGCCAGGUGCUGAUGGUUCGAUUGGAGUCCGACCUAGCACAAGCGCUGCUUGCAGCAUGUAGAGGAGAGUUAAGCGAUGGAUCACUAAGAUGGUCUCCCGGAUCAGCCAUGGUUGUGGUAAUGGCGAGCAAAGGGUACCCCGGUUCAUACCAAAAGGGAACUGUUAUAAAAAACCUCGAUGAAGCUGAGCAUGUUGCUCCAUCUGUCAAGGUGUUUCAUGCUGGAACUGCCUUAGAUUCAGAUGGAAAUUUCAUCGGUGUAGGAGGGCGUGUUCUUGGUGUCACUGCUCAAGGAAGAGAUCUAGAAGAGGCAAGGGACUUAGCAUACCAAGCUGUUGAACAGAUUAAUUGGCCGGGCGGGUUUUAUAGGCGAGAUAUCGGUUGGAGAGCUCUGCCUCAGAAACAAUUUGUAUCAAAAAACUAAACUUGUUCUAUAAAUUUAAUGGAAAAAAAAUAAUAAUAAUUAUGAGAAUAGGUGUUUUUUGAUUUCUAAUGUAUGAACUUUGAGAAAAGAGACUUGAUUUAUGGCUUAAUUUCUUCUUCUUCUUCACCUAACAAAGAAGAUGAUUUAGUUGAGUUUCAUUAAUUUAUAAUGGUCUUAACAUUUGUGUUUAA
Cannabis sativa is the source of this 1987-nucleotide messenger RNA. Its product is annotated as phosphoribosylamine--glycine ligase. Gene Ontology annotation, biological process: purine nucleobase biosynthetic process. The coding region runs from base 264 to 1796 and encodes 510 amino acids. Lineage: Eukaryota; Viridiplantae; Streptophyta; Magnoliopsida; Rosales; Cannabaceae. The record is from RefSeq and is a predicted model, not a curated record. The transcript is spliced from 5 exons. Gene Ontology annotation, molecular function: phosphoribosylamine-glycine ligase activity; metal ion binding; ATP binding.